UCUCUUUUCCACCAUCCACACAAUUUUUUUACCGGUCUUUGAGAGCGGACACGUAAAGAUUUCUGCAACAGUCGUGUUUGUUUAGUAAAGUUAAUAAAACAAAUUUUGCACUAAAAUUAAGAAAAUUUAUGCAUAAGUAUUAAAUUGUAAUUAAGUUGUGUGUUUUUAUUGUCAACGAAUUUAUUGUAAGGGAAAUUAAAAAUGGCGUGGCAAAAAUGUAUAACUUUGGCAAUAAUUGCUUUAAUUUUGCCAUCUUUUAUGGCCGCCGAAGAAGGAGCAGAAGAAAACUUUGCUGUUGAAUUGACGGUCGAAAAUUUCGAUGAAGCCAUUGCAAAAAAUAAUCAUUUUGUUAAAUUUUUUGCACCUUGGUGCGGUCAUUGCAAACGCUUACAUCCCCUCUGGGAACAAUUGGCAGAAAUGAUGAAUGUCAAAGAUGAACCCCAAGUCAUUAUUGCCAAAGUCGAUUGUACUCAACAACAAGAAUUGUGCGCUAAACAUGAAAUUACCGGGUAUCCCACUUUACGUUUCUUCAAAUUGGGCGAAAGCGAAUCGGUAAAAUUCAAGGGAACUCGUGAUAUGCCUGCCAUUACAGAAUUCAUUAAUGAACAAUUGAAUGGUGACAAUGAAAUUCCCCAUGGCGAAGGCUCUGAAGCUAGUGCUCCAGUUGCCGCUAAAGGCAAACUUGUUGAAUUGACAGAGGAAAAUUUCGCUAAACAUGUUUCCAGUGGUAAUCACUUUGUUAAAUUCUAUGCUCCCUGGUGCAGCCAUUGUCAACGUUUGGCUCCUACUUGGGAACAAUUGGCCAAGACUUUGCAAAAUGAAAAAGCUGUAAGCAUUGCCAAGAUUGACUGUACCGUCUAUCGUCCCAUUUGCCAGGACUUUGAAGUUAAGGGUUAUCCCACUCUCUUGUGGAUUGAGGAUGGCAAGAAGAUUGAAAAAUACUCCGGCUCUCGUGGUCAUGAUGAAUUACAGGCUUAUGUUAAGAAAAUGAUGGGCAGUGAUGGCAAUCAAGAAGCUGCUGCUACCGAAAAGCCUGUCAGUGGUGAACAAGAUAAAUUACAAGUUUUACAAUUGACUGGUGAUAACUUUGAGAAAUCUGUAGCUGAAGGUGUCACCUUUGUCAAAUUCUAUGCUCCCUGGUGUGGUCAUUGUCAAAAGUUGAGUCCUGUCUGGGAUCAAUUGGCUGAGAAAAUGCAUGGUGGCGAAAAAUCCGUUAAAAUUGCUAAAGUCGAUUGUACUUCUGCUGAGAACAAGAAAUUGUGUGUUGACCAACAAGUCGAAGGUUAUCCCACCUUGUUCGCUUACAAAAAUGGUGAACGUCAAAGUGAAUAUGACGACAGUCGAUCACUGCCCGAAUUAGUUAGUUAUAUUAGCAAAUUCGUGGGUCACGAUGAAUUGUAAAAGGUUUUUUAAUGAAUAAUUGCAGCUGCUCUCUUUUCUACAUACCUUUUACUCUAUCCACUAUAACCACCGUUUCAUCUUCCCCUCUUGUAUUUGAA
Molecule: messenger RNA, 1499 nt
Organism: Lucilia sericata (common green bottle fly)
Lineage: Eukaryota; Metazoa; Arthropoda; Insecta; Diptera; Calliphoridae
Gene: prtp
Product: thioredoxin domain-containing protein 5 homolog
Exons: 2
Coding region: 202-1401 (399 amino acids)
Biological process (GO): protein folding
Cellular component (GO): endoplasmic reticulum
Molecular function (GO): protein disulfide isomerase activity
Source: RefSeq, a predicted model, not a curated record